GUCCCCAAUGCGGAAGCGGAAGUUUAUGAAUAAAUCCACAGCAACGACUUGACAGCGUGCAGACUCCACAGCUAACUGUACUUAAGUAUUUAAAUGUAUUAGGCAUAGAUUACGUGCUCGAGAACAAGAAAGACACUGAUUUUGUCAUUAUGGAGUCAUUGCACGAGCUUCUGAGAGAUCCAUUGUAUUGGAUAGGAGCUGUCACUGUGGCCUGGCUAUUGUUGUGUACUCUCUGCUUUCUGUUUAACGGGAUUCGUGUGUGGAUUGUGGGCAACGGAAAUUUGGUCAGAGCAUCCAGACUCGGGAAAUGGGCAGUUGUGACUGGGGCCACCGACGGAAUCGGAAAAGCCUAUGCGGAGGAGCUUGCGCGACGAGGUUUUGCCAUAGUUCUCAUCAGCCGUACUCAGGAGAAGCUGGAUGAAGUGUCCAAAGCUAUCGAGAGCAAGUUUAAUGUUGAGACCAAAACCAUUUCUGCAGACUUUGGAUGUACGGACAUCUACCCUAAGAUUGAGUCUGGACUGGCUGGCCUUGAAAUAGGAGUUUUAGUUAACAAUGUCGGAGUGUCUUAUUCCUACCCAGAGUUCUUCCUCAGCGUUCCUAAUAUUGACAGCUUCAUCAAUGAUAUGAUCAACAUCAACAUUACAUCGGUUUGUCAGAUGACACGACUGGUGUUACCCAGGAUGGUAGAUCGGUCUAAAGGAGUGAUCUUGAAUAUUGCCUCGGCUAGUGGCAUGUACCCAGUUCCUCUUCUCGCACUUUAUUCCUCCUCAAAGGCCUUUGUGGACUUUUUCUCCCGUGGACUCGACACGGAGUACAAGAGCAAGGGGAUUAUUAUACAGAGUGUGCUGCCAUUUUAUGUGACGACCAAACUGAGCAAGAUCAGGAGGGCCACUAUUGACAUCCCUACUCCAGAACGCUACGUCAAAGCUCAGCUGAGCACUGUGGGCCUGCAGACUCAGUCUAACGGUUACCUCCCACAUGCCAUCAUGGGUUGGGUGACCACUGCUCUGCUACCCACAAAAGUGCUCACCAAAUACGUCACGAAGGUGUGCUUGUCCCAGCGUGCACGCUAUCUGAAGAAACAGAAGCAAGGUUAGAGGAAAAGAGAACAGACUGAGGAUGGAGGGAUGGUGUGACGUAAGGGGGAACCAACAAAAUUUUUUGGCUGUCAGGAGCCUAGAACAGUCACAUCAAACUGUUCCUUACAUUUCUGUUCCCAUUGAGAGCAAUGAAUUAUCCAGAUGUUAGAGUGGUGCAUUGAGCUUUGGAGAGUUAUAGCUAACCGAACCAUUAUUUUCUUGAACAGACUUUGCUGACUAACAGGUCUUAUUGGCUCAGAAUAGCAGAAGUCGCUUUCACGUUAUGUGCUCUGUUUAUUCUGUAUUUGCUCAGAUUAGCUGAAGUCUGUAUUGCACUGAUUAAUUCGCUUUGAUCUUUCCAUUUUACAAUUAAUUAGUAGUUCUCUAAUAAUAGUCAUCUGAGAAACAUAAAACAUGAGAAAUAGGUUCUCAAAAUUAUCUGAUUACAUCAACUGCGUGUCCAUUAUUUCAAUGAAAGAAUGACAGUAAGCUUUUAUACCCCUCAAGCACUUAUUGGUGAUUUUCUGAAAUUGGGCAAGAUGCCUGCAAUCAUUAUUAACUGCAAAGGGACGUCUACAAUUUUGCUCCAUGUUUUGCUUGUUUCCGUCUGACUCAGCAGUUGUUUACAAACUACAUGAACUACUUGUGCUUAUCACAGAUGGCACAUUGAAGUCUAAUUCCGAGCGUCACUUUUAAAGGAGACGCGGCUUUAUUUCACUGUUGUGAGUUUAUGUACGUCCUGUAAAACGGAUUAUUAACUGGUACUGCUGGUAAAAAGAUGCAUACCUCAAUGAAAAGUGAGGCAAAAUUGUUUAUAUGGACGAAGAAAGGUUUUCAUCUAAAUAAAACAAUAAUUUUCAGUA
Molecule: messenger RNA, 1942 nt
Organism: Triplophysa rosa
Lineage: Eukaryota; Metazoa; Chordata; Actinopteri; Cypriniformes; Nemacheilidae
Gene: hsd17b12b
Product: hydroxysteroid (17-beta) dehydrogenase 12b
Exons: 11
Coding region: 150-1097 (315 amino acids)
Cellular component (GO): endoplasmic reticulum
Molecular function (GO): oxidoreductase activity
Source: RefSeq, a predicted model, not a curated record